AUGGCUACGAGGGAGGCUGGCGGUGUGGUGCUGGGCAAGGCGGCCGAGAAGCUCUUCUCCCUCAGCGGGCUGUUCGCCGUGUACAAACCCAAGGGGCCCACCUCGGCCGGCGUGCUCAACCUCCUGAAGGAGAAGCUGCUGGCAGAAGCUGGCAUGCAAACAAAUAUGAACAAAAGAAAUCAGGUUUUGAAAAUUGGACAUGGUGGAACUUUGGACAGUGCAGCUGAAGGAGUUCUGGUGAUUGGUAUUGGAAAAGGAACAAAAAUGCUGGGAACUAUGUUGGCAGGUUCCAAGAAAUACACUGCCAUUGGACUACUGGGCAAAGCUACUGAUACAUUAGAUGCUACAGGAAAAGUAACUGAAGAAAAACCUUAUGACCAGAUAACAAAAGGAGAUCUUGAAAAUGUGCUCCAGAAGUUCACAGGGGACAUAAUGCAGGUUCCUCCACUCUAUUCUGCUUUGAAGAAGGAUGGAGAAAGGCUAUCAACUCUGAUGAAGAGAGGAGAAGCAGUCGAAGCAAAGCCCGCUCGGCCAGUAAGAGUGUACAGCCUGUCUCUUCAACAGUUCCAGCCACCACUGUUCACACUGGAUGUUGAAUGUGGUGGUGGCUUUUAUGUCAGGAGCCUGGUCAGUGACAUUGGCAAAGAACUCUCUACCUGUGCCACUAUGCAAGAGCUGACCCGAACCAAACAUGGGCCAUUUACGCUGGAGGAGCAUGCCCUUCAUGAAGAUAAAUGGACAAUUGAUGAAAUUGCACGAUCCUUAGAGCACUGCACAUCUCUUCUCCCAGGAGAGCCAUCUCAUAAAAAAUUGAAGACAGAGCAUCCUGGUGAAACUGCUGUGAGCUGUGAGGAUAAGUGAUAACUUAGGUCAAGGAAAAAGACUGAAUGAUUGAGACAUUCUAAGAUUGGAUUGGGAUUGUCUUGCCUCCUGUGUAUAUCUGCAAGUCUGUACUGGGAGGGUGACAAACAGCAGUGCAAGAAAAAUGGUUCUUUUGUUUUCUGGGCUGAGAACAUGCACUGAAAAUGUCCAGCUCUUGCUGUUUCCUCAUCUGUUUAUUUUCCUUCUUGCACUCUGUAAAUGGAUCUGCCACUAAUGUCAAAUCUUCAUGAAGUUUUAAAGAACUUGUAGGGUGAAAUAUACCUGUUGUGGCUAAUUCCUCAAUAAAAAUAUAAACGUUACGGUUUGAUAAAUGUGCUCCCCAGAAAAUCAUCUUUUUUUCUUUACAGCUGGUAAUCAAAUCCUGAAAUACCAUGGUGACAAGACUGUGAGAGCCCGAAGGUACAAGAAUGUGCUGUAGCAAUUUACUUUCUUGAAAUCCAUUUCAGGAUCUGUCCAUUUUACUGUAGUUUUUCCUAUGCAGAUUGUUCUUUCAUUCAAAUGUUAUCCAGACUGCAUUAGAUGUCAAUAUUUUACAUUGCCUCAACUGUCAGUGAACAGUAUCAAGUAUAAAGAAUCUCUGAAGAUAACUGUUUGAUAACAAGUGUUCUGAAGAGCGUGGUCAUCGUUACAGGUAUCUUAUUCUGGUACAACAUUCCAGUUCACUAUCCAUAAUUUAGUGAACUGUUAACGCUGUUCACAGGGCUAAGGGAAUUAACUUUUGCCAUCUGUGAAUUGCUUGAGCUGUCUGCUGUGGAUUGGGUAGAAGGUUGAUGUGAUUCUGGGCUUUGACUGUUAUUGUACAGUAUAACCCAUACUAGUUGUACAGAUAAAAAGGAUAAACCAUCAAG
This is a messenger RNA of Melopsittacus undulatus (budgerigar), 1730 nucleotides long. RefSeq names its product TruB pseudouridine synthase family member 1 (gene TRUB1). The record is from RefSeq and is a predicted model, not a curated record. Gene Ontology annotation, molecular function: RNA binding; pseudouridine synthase activity. Gene Ontology annotation, biological process: tRNA modification; mRNA pseudouridine synthesis. The coding region runs from base 1 to 861 and encodes 286 amino acids. Lineage: Eukaryota; Metazoa; Chordata; Aves; Psittaciformes; Psittaculidae. The transcript has 8 exons. Gene Ontology annotation, cellular component: mitochondrion.